This is a messenger RNA of Ogataea philodendri, 570 nucleotides long. RefSeq lists its product as uncharacterized. The transcript has a single exon. Lineage: Eukaryota; Fungi; Ascomycota; Pichiomycetes; Pichiales; Pichiaceae. Gene Ontology annotation, molecular function: nucleotide binding; translation initiation factor binding. Gene Ontology annotation, biological process: nuclear-transcribed mRNA catabolic process, deadenylation-dependent decay; transcription initiation at RNA polymerase II promoter; mRNA export from nucleus in response to heat stress. Gene Ontology annotation, cellular component: P-body; RNA polymerase II, core complex. The record is from RefSeq and is a predicted model, not a curated record. Bases 1 to 570 code for a protein of 189 amino acids.
AUGAACAUCUCCACGUCCACGGUCGCCAGCAGAAGAAGAAAGGCCCGCUCGACUCUCCAGGAGGACGAGGAAAACGCUGCUGAGCUCAAGCUUGGUCCAGAAUUCCAGCUCAACCAGCUGGACAACUAUGGCAACGACACAAAACUCAUGGCCCUGAACGUUUCUGAGGCCCGUAUUUUGAUCAGAGCGGCCUUGAAGGAGAGAAUGGCCACCGUGCAGAAGUUUAACGAGCAGGACUUUGGGCUUUCCGCGGAGGACGCCGACGACGAAACGCUCGCAAGAAUGGCCACGGCUCCAGGAGCAAAUGAGGUUUUGCGCAAGACUCUGGACUACCUGUCCACGUUUGCUCGUUUCAAAGACACAGAGACCUGUACUGCUGCCGAGGGACUACUCAAGAGCACAGAAAACAGCGCUUUACAUCCUUUCGAGGCAGCCCAGCUCGGAUCUCUUGCUUGCGAAGAUAUCGACGAAGCCGUUACGUUAAUACCUAGUCUAAACGACAAAAAAGACGAGGUGGAUCUACAGAGAAUUCUCGAUGAGCUCAAUAGACUCGAAACCACUUUCUCAUAG